Molecule: messenger RNA, 4673 nt
Organism: Pogoniulus pusillus (Red-fronted tinkerbird)
Lineage: Eukaryota; Metazoa; Chordata; Aves; Piciformes; Lybiidae
Gene: NFKB2
Product: nuclear factor kappa B subunit 2
Exons: 23
Coding region: 1371-4178 (935 amino acids)
Biological process (GO): regulation of DNA-templated transcription; signal transduction
Cellular component (GO): cytoplasm
Molecular function (GO): RNA polymerase II cis-regulatory region sequence-specific DNA binding; protein binding; DNA-binding transcription factor activity, RNA polymerase II-specific
Source: RefSeq, a predicted model, not a curated record
GUCCAGGCCAGAUGCACUGGGUAUGACAGAGCAGGGGCUGCUGCUGAUAGCAGGAGGGGCAGAUGAGUCCUCUUCUGGGAUGUGUCAGGGAUAAAAGCCAGGUGUGCUGCACUCCUAGGGGGAACCCAGGGGCCUGGGGUCCUAAAAGACAUGGACUAUUCAGUACAAGAGGAGGGACUUACUCUGAAGGCAACUCUGAGGUUGCUCUUCCAGGAAGAAGGAAGUGAAUGAUGAUGCUUGGUCUCCAAUGAGCAAGGGGGGCUUCCUUUAGCGUGCGCUGUGCAAGGGUGCUGGUAUACGGCCAGCAACCUCCCAGCUGAGCCAGAGCUGUGGAUCAGGGAGAUGCCAGUGCAACCCCAUGAUGUUCCUUAGUCAUGCUGUUUGCUGCAACAAGUGGAAAUGUGUGUGACAGUAAGGAGUGAGCAGUGAAAACCUCCCUAGAGAGGAUAGAGAUGAUGGCACCGGAGAAGGGGAAGUAUUCUCUUCUGUUUGUUCUCUAACAUCUUCAAGUCUGGACUUGCCCACCUGCCAGGCUCAGUGGCAGAGUUCAAGCUGGCCAUUCCCAGCACACUGAGGAAGGACAAUUGUCCCCUCCUUCACCUCUCUGGGAAAUUUGUGCCAGCAGAUAAGGUGGAUGGCUGGUAGUGGAGCGCUAAGACUGCCCAAGCAGGAUGUCUGGUGAUAUCCCAACAGCAGGCAGUACAUGCACCUUCCCACAGGCAAGUGGAGGGUUGUGUCCCUGCUCCUAGACUUUUGGAAUCCCCUGUAGAACAGCAGGAGAAAGGUCCCACCUCAUUUUGCAGUGCUGGAUCUCUGCUUUCACCCUCCUUACACUCUCUGCUGCACGUGCAGAUCCCUCAAACUCCCUACUGCACCAGUAUGUGGGCUGCAUCCCACAGGCAGGCUGGACCUGGAUGCUGAAGCUCAACUGGGCUCCAGUGGCAGGUCAGCUGGGAAAAACCUCAGGCAUGGCAGCACAAGGCAGCCUCUUUGGAAGACCUGAGUGGCUGGAAAGUCUCCUUGAAAAGGUUCUUUUCGGCUUCGGAAGAAGAUGAGUCACAUACAGGUUGAACAAUCCCCUUCUUCCCUUCUCCCACACACACAAAAUCCCCUGAAUGGGACUUGCAGCAACCACUGAUUCAGAAAUUCAUGGUAUGAGGGCACUGUGGAGUCAGAUAUGUUUUAGUUGGUGUUGUGUUUUUUUUCUUUCCAUUGCUUAAUGAGAAGCAGCGUGGAGCAAUAGAGCAUGCCAGAGGCUCUGCUCUGAACCUGACCCUUUGCUAGAAGUCUCCAGUGGUUUCCUGUGGUUAGGCAGACCUUGAUCCCAGCAGGAGGACUUUCAUCUGUGAUAGCCUGCAGACUCUGCAUCGAUGUUGAGGUUGGAUGGGUUACUGAGACCAGCCUCUUCCUCCCCGGCCGGCGCCCGGUCCCGCGCAGACAUGGACGAGCAUUUCCAGCCCUGCCUAGAUGGGAUUGACUACGAUGACUUCAAUUUCGGCUCCCACAUGAUGGAGCAGAAGGAGCCCCUGAUGGAGACUGUGGAAGGUCCCUAUCUUGUCAUCAUUGAGCAGCCAAAGCAGCGAGGGUUCCGUUUUCGGUACGGCUGUGAAGGCCCUUCACAUGGGGGGCUACCGGGAGCAUCCAGCGAGAAAGGGCGCAAGACCUAUCCCACUGUCAAGAUCUGCAACUACACAGGGUUGGCCCGGAUUGAGGUGGACCUGGUGACGCACAGUGACCCUCCCCGCGUGCAUGCCCACAGCCUGGUGGGCAAGCAGUGCAAUGAGGCUGGCAACUGCAUCGUAGUUGUGGGACCUAAAGACAUGACGGCUCAGUUCAGCAACCUAGGUGUGCUCCAUGUCACCAAGAAAAAUAUGAUGGAAAUCAUGAAAGAAAAGCUAAAGCAGCAGAAGAUGCGCACCAGAAGCCAUCUGCUGACGGAAGCGGAGCUGCGUGAGAUUGAGUUGGAGGCAAAGGAGCUGAAGAAGGUGAUGGAUCUGAGCAUUGUUCGGUUGCGCUUCACCGCCUACCUCCGUGACAGCAGUGGGAACUUCACACUGGCCCUCCAGCCUGUUAUCUCUGACCCCAUCCACGACAGCAAGUCUCCAGGAGCUUCCAAUCUUAAGAUCUCAAGAAUGGAUAAGACAGCAGGCUCUGUGCGGGGAGGGGAUGAGGUCUACUUGCUGUGUGAUAAAGUUCAGAAAGAUGACAUCGAGGUGCGUUUCUAUGAGGAUGAUGAGAAUGGCUGGCAAGCCUUUGGGGACUUCUCCCCCACUGAUGUACACAAGCAGUAUGCCAUCGUCUUCCGCACACCCCCCUACCAUAAGCCCAAGAUCGACCGUCCAGUCACCGUCUUCCUGCAGCUGAAGCGGAAGCGGGGAGGCGAUGUGAGUGACUCCAAGCAGUUCACCUACUACCCGGUGGUGGAAGAUAAGGAAGAGGUGGAGAGGAAGCGCAAGAAAGUCCUGCCUCAAUUUCCCCAGCACUUUGGCGGUGGCUCACACAUGGGGGGUGCUGGGGGUGGUGCUGGGGGCUUUGGCUCUGGAGGAGGUGGGAACCUCAGCUUCCCCUACUCCCCUGGGCUGGCUUACAACAGCAUCUACUCCCCUGGGCCCCAUCCAGUGACAGGCUACCAGGGGGGUGUACAAAUGAAGAGCCCUGAGGUGGAGGCACCCAGGAGCGACAGGCAGGCACCUGCAGAGAGGACAGAGGGCACAUACUGCAAGGAGCUGCAGCAGCAUGCCCAGCAGUGCCAGUUGUGGAUGCUGUCACUGGCCCGUCGCAGUGCCCAUGCCCUCCUUGACUACUCGGUCACUGCUGAUCCCCGCAUGCUGCUGGCAGUCCAGAGGCAUCUGGCUGCAUCGCAGGAUGAGAAUGGAGACACGCCUUUGCACCUUGCUAUUAUCCACGAGCAGACAGCUGUGAUCAAGCAGCUGAUUGAGGUCAUUGUGAGCAUCCCCAGCCAGCAGAUCAUCAACAUCUCCAACAACCUGCAGCAGACACCACUCCAUCUAGCAGUCAUCACCAAGCAGCCCCAGGUGGUCCAAGUCCUGCUGCAAGCCCGUGCUGACCCCACUUUGCUGGACCGCUAUGGCAAUUCGCUGCUGCACCUGGCACUCCAGGCUGGUAAUGAAGAGAUGCUGAGGACACUGCUGGCCCACCUGGGCUCAGCUGCCCCUUACUUGCUCCGCCUCCCCAAUUUCCACGGCCUCCUGCCUGUGCACUUGGCUGUGAAGGCAAAGAGUUUGUCUUGCCUGGACCUGUUGGUCAGGAAAGGAGCAGAUGUGAAUGCAGUGGAGAGGCAGGGUGGGAGGACCCCACUGCACCUGGCUGUAGAGAUGGAGAACCUGAACAUGGCCACUCACCUGGUGAAGAAGCUGGGAGCAGAUGUCAACAGCAGGACGUUUGCUGGCAACACACCCCUGCACCUGGCUGCCAGCCUGGGCUCCCCAACCCUCACCAAACUGCUCCUCAAAGCAGGGGCAGAUGUGCUGUGUGAGAAUGAUGAGCCUGUGAGCCCGUCCUCAUCAGAGGCCAGCAGUGAUACAGAUGCUGACCCCGAGGAGCAGGAGCUGGCCAUGCAGCUAGGGGAGCUGGCCACAGCAGUGGAGCACAGCAUCAACCUCAAGCCCCGCGCACAUGGGCAGUUGCAAACAGGGCACAGACAGCACCGCUGCCACACACCCCUGGACCUGACUCGCAGCCAGAAGGUGCGGGAAAUCCUGUUGCAGGCCUCCCAGCAGGGCCCUGAGGUGGAACUGCCUGCUGCCCCCCAACCAGGGAAGGUCCUGACACUGGACAGUGAAGCGCUGCAGGGACUAGAGCAGCUGCUGAACCAGAACUGCAGUGGGUCAGACUGGAUCGAGCUGGCCAAGCGCCUGGGGCUCUGUAGCCUGGUGGAGACCUACAAGGACACUCCAUCACCCAGUGUCAGCCUCCUGCGCAGUUACGAGCUAGCAGGGGGCACCAUGGGGGGGCUGCUGGAGGCACUGGACUCCAUGGGGCUCCACAAGGCCGUGAGGAUGCUCCACAAAACGGAGGCACUGGAGAAGCUGCAAAGCACAGAGCUGAAGGAAGACAGCGCCUAUGGCAGUGAGUCAGUGGAGGAGGAGCAGGCACCCUGCUUGAAGCCAGGACAGGGAGGCGAGCUGCCACACAGCCAGCAGCCACAGGUGCACUGAGGAGUUGGCAGCCCCCCACCCUGCCCUGCCCACACAAGUGCCUUUGAGACUUAGGGUCUGUCUGCCUGGAGUCAGAGGGACAGGACACAGCCAGCUCCUGCCCUUCUCUGCUCUUAUUUAAUUGUCUCUCCUCUGAAUAAAGGGACACUCUGUCCUUUAGCCUUUGCCCUCUCUCCAGCCCCAGCCCUGAGCCAGCAGGCACUAAGACCUCUGAGCUCUGCCUGGGGCUGGGAGUCCAGCAGGAAGAAAGAAGCUGCUGGCCCUCCUCAGCAUCACUCCAUGCUAGGGCUGUCCCCAGCCCUGGGGGAGAAACCACAGCACACAGAAGUGAAGAGCCAGUUUUACUUCAGUAACUGAGAGAAGAAGCUGUACAAAGGUUUUUUUCUCCCCGAGCCACCUCGGGCAAGGGUGGAUUUUUUUUUUCUGAAUAUUUUUUUCUUUUCUUUUUUUUUUUCCCCAGUAGACUCAAAAGAGCAGAAUAAAAAGUUUGACACA